Messenger RNA from Nymphaea colorata (pocket water lily), 2329 nucleotides. RefSeq names its product exocyst complex component EXO70H1-like. The coding region runs from base 139 to 2004 and encodes 621 amino acids. Gene Ontology annotation, biological process: exocytosis. Gene Ontology annotation, cellular component: exocyst. Gene Ontology annotation, molecular function: phosphatidylinositol-4,5-bisphosphate binding. The record is from RefSeq and is a predicted model, not a curated record. Lineage: Eukaryota; Viridiplantae; Streptophyta; Magnoliopsida; Nymphaeales; Nymphaeaceae. The transcript has a single exon.
AAGUUGCUUAUGGCAGCAAGCAAUGGCGGUCAAAUCCCGGAGCUGUAACUUGCAGAGAAAACUGUCUAUAUAAACCCCAUUAACCCUCAGCUGUCCUCUGAGCCACAGUCUCGCAUCUCUCUCUAACUCUCUCGACGAAUGAUGGCAACGAAAGCAACCUUACUCAGCCUUUUUUCUUCCAGAGAAAGAGGAAGAGGAGAUGGGGAGCUUUACUCCGCCAUAGCCGCUUCCUCCGGCUCAUCUGGCCGCCUCGCUUCGGCGACUCCACGUCGCCUCAAUUCCUUCCAGGUUCGGGACAUCCUCUCCCGCGCACAGGCGUUCGUCUCCAAGUGGGAUCCCAACUCCUCCGCCUAUGCCAAGAUCACUUCCCUCUGGUACGAGAGCCGCCAGGAGGCCAAGGAGUACGUUCGCUCCGUGAUCGAGCUCCAGGCCGCCAUGCUGUUCCUUGCCUCCAGUAACCCGUCCUCGCCGGACCUCAUCCGCGCGCAGAGCCUGAUGCAGACCGCCAUGAAGCGGUUAGAGAAGGAGUUCUACCAGAUACUCGCCGCUAACCGCGACUACCUGGACCCCGAAUCCGUCUCGGGCCGGUCGUCCACCAGCACUUUGGAGUUCGAGGACGAUAUGAACUUGGACGACGAGAUCAGGGAGGUCGGGAAGUCGAUUGGCGAUGUGGAGAGGGUGUCCGCGCUGGCCAUGGCGGAUCUCGCCUCCAUCGCCGAGUGUAUGAUCGCCACCGGGUACGGAAAAGAGUGCGUGAAGGUUUAUAUGAUCGUGCGGAAGUCCAUCAUCGACGAGGGGCUCUACCGUCUCGGUGUCGAGCGAUUGAGCUCCUCCCGGAUGAAAAAGAUGGAUUGGGGAAUCAUGGAGAUGAAGAUCAAAGGAUGGAUACAUGCCGUAAAGAUCGCCGUCAAGACGCUCUUUUACGGCGAGCGUAUCCUCUGCGAUCAUGUCUUCGCUACGUCCCAACACAUCCGGGAAGCGUGCUUCGCGUCCAUCACCAAGGAAGGAGCGCAACUGCUCUUCGGCUUCCCUGAAGCUGUCGCCAGAGGAAAGAAGUCGCCGGAGAAGAUGUUCAAGAUGCUUGAUCUAUACGACGCGAUCGCGGAGCUCUGGCCGGAUAUAGAGUCCACCUUCUCCUGCGAGUCAUCCAGCGCCGUGCGAGCCCAGGCCGUCUCCGCGCUCACCAAGCUCGGCGAGGCCGUCCGAUCGAUGCUGGCGGAUUUCGAGGCGGCGAUGCAGAAGGACUCGGCCAAGACGCCCGUGCCGAGAGGCGGCCUCCAUCCUCUCACGCGCUACGUCAUGAACUUCCUCUCCCUCCUUGCUGAUUACCGCGACAUCCUAGCCGAUAUCGUCGCCGGUUGGCCGAUGAAGAAGUCUCUUCCGGUUGAGAUUUCCGAUCGCAUUGACGAUAACCCGAUAUCCGGCCGGUUCGCGUGGCUCAUUCUCGUCCUCCUCUGCAAGCUCGACAGCAAGGUGAGCCUCUACAGGGACGUGGCGGUCUCCUACCUCUUCCUGACGAACAACCUCAACUACAUCAUCGGGAAGGUCCAAAGCUCCAACCUCCGGUUCAUCCUCGGCGACAUGUGGCUGCAACUGCACACCGAGAAGCUCCGCCAGUACGCCAUAAGCUACGUGCAGACGGCGUGGAGCAAGGUGGCGGAGGCCCUGACGGAGUUCCCGGAAGAGCCCGACGCCGAGAGCGGGAGAGAGGCGUUCCGGCGGUUCAGCGCUUCGUUCGAGGAGGCGUACCAGUCGCAGACAGCAUCGAUCGUGACGGACGACCGGCUCAGGGAAAGCCUGAAGCUGUCGAUCGCGCGGAUGGUCGUUCCGGCGUACCGCUCCUUCCACGGCCGGUUUAGCGGUUUGCUCAUGGAGGAAGAGGGCCAGAGCGUGGUCAGGUACUCGCCGGAAGAUCUGGAAAACUACAUCUCCGACCUCUUUUACGGGAGCAGUGCCAGCGGCAGCGCAACAUCUUCCAUCCAAUCGCAAGGCUCCUCCCUGUGAUGAAGAGCUCGUCCGUGGUGUGUACAUAGUACAGCAAAAUAAAAAAAAUAAAGAAACGAAUAAAUUUUGUUUAAUUGUAAUAUAAACAUUUGUAACCACAAUUUACGAUACGAAGUUCGUAUUAGAAGGCCAUUCUGGCUCUCAAGUGAGUGAGAAAAUUUUAUGCGCCUUUUUCUUUAACUCAACAAAAUUUUGAUGUAGGCACCUCAUAUAAUAAUUUUAGAGUCACAACAAUGUAAUGUUGAGAUAUUAUAAUGUAAGUUUUUAAUGAGCUGGUGUGGGCAGUGGCCCGUCCCAGCUAACAAGUAGCUUGAAAGAACAUGGA